AUGGCGAAUCUCGAUCCCGAGGACGACUACACAGAUAUGGUUUACACUCCUCCCCUCUCGACCCGCUCUCGCUCAAACAGCAGGUUGCGAAGGCCCCAACAGCCACCACAGGCAGAGCUUAAGCAAUUCUGGGAGCAGUUUAACUCUAGCUUUCCUGGAAAGGUGUACACAGUACUGCCAGACAAUCCGUAUGCACGCUCCAAGGCGGCACGAGUCCCCAAAGGCAUCGUCAAGGGACAAGCUGCCCGCAAGUCCUACGAUGAAGCUCGGGAAGAGUGUAAACGGGCCGUCACUCGUAUUGCAAAGGAAUGCAGACGCCUCAACCAGAAGUAUUCGGACCCUCAUUUUGAUAUCGAAAUGGAUUUGAAAGAGGGAACACGGAAUUGCUUAGAUGGGCUUGACAAGCGAAACGAUGCGAUGCGCCCACAAGGAGUGAAGAGAGUGACUGAGAUCUUUGAGAAACCUCAGUUCUAUGUUAACGGGCCAACAGCCUCAGAUGUACGCCAGGGUCGCGACGGCGAUUGCUGGUUCAUGGCUGCGCUUUGUACAAUGGGAAACAAGGAGGAGUUAAUUGAGAAGGUCUGUGUUCAUCGGGACGAACAGGUCGGCGUCUAUGGGUUUGUGUUCUACAGAGACGGCGACUGGCAACAAUGUAUUGUGGAUGAUAAGCUUUACUUACGGGCUGCUGACUAUGACGAGUCGGUCGAGGAGCGCCCCGUUUGGGAUAACAUCGUCCGCAAAGAUGCCGAGGAAGAAUAUCGCAGGGUCUUCCAGACAGGAUCGCGGGCUUUGGAAUUCGCACAAUGUGUAGACGAAAACGAGACCUGGCUCCCGCUGCUGGAGAAGGCGUAUGCCAAGGCACAUGGUGAUUACUCUGCUAUCGAAGGAGGCUUCGUCGGUGAGGCAGUUGAAGAUUUGACUGGUGGUGUGACAUCUGAUUUUCUCACCAACAAUAUACUGGACAAGGAUAGGUUCUGGAAUGAAGAGCUUAUGAAAGUCAACAAAGAGUUCCUGUUUGGCUGUGGCACUGGCCUAUAUUCGAACUGGCUUACUCCGAACCAUCGCGGACCUCCAAGAGACAGGAAGGGCAUCGCCGAAGGCCACUCCUAUUCUAUCAUGGAUGUGAAGGAGAUUGACGGUGUGCGCUUGGUAAAACUACGGAACCCAUGGGGAAAGAAAGAAUGGAGUGGUGCUUGGAGCGACGGAUCCGAGCAGUGGACACCUGAGUGGAUGCAGAAGCUAAACCAUAAAUUUGGCAAUGAUGGUUUCUUCUGGAUCUCGUACGAGGACCUACUCAAGAAGUAUCAACAUUUUGAUCGCACCCGAUUGUUCGGGGACGAAUGGACGAUUACGCAGCAGUGGACGAGCCUGAACGUACCUUGGUCUGCAGACUACCACACGACCAAAUUCAGGCUGAACGUGACUAAGGCUGGUCCUGUUGUCAUCGUUCUGUCUCAGCUGGACACACGCUAUUUCAAGGGCCUCAUUGGUGAAUAUAGCUUUGUUCUGAAGUUCCGUCUCGAGAAAGAGGGUCAAGAUGAUUAUAUUGUGCGAAGCGUCAACAACUCCCUGAUCUCGCGCUCCACCAAUGCGGAGGUCGACCUUGAACCCGGAUCCUACCAUGUUCUCAUGAAGAUCACAGCCUACCGGCAUGGCAACGUGUCUACCGAAGAAACGGUCAGACGCCUUGCACCUGAGCAACGUGAAAAGCUGGUGCAAAUUGGCCUCUCAUACGACCUCGCACAUGCUAAAGGCAUCGUCCACGAGACUGACGCUGAACGGAGAGAACGAGAGGACCGCGAAUACCAUCGCAAGGUCGCGGAACGAAAGAAGCUGCGCGAUGAGACACAAAAGAAGCGCCAACGCGAGUGGAUCCGCAAUCAGAAGCUCAAGGCGCGCGAGCAGCGGAGGCAAGAAAGACUACUCGCAGCGAAAGCGGCUAAACUUCAGAUCUCCGACCAGCAUACUGAAACUGAGCCUGAGCGAGUCCUCGCUGACAGCCCCGUGGAAUCGCCCUCUGAUAUUAACGGCCACGCAAAUGGCGUCAUGCCAAAGCAUGCUACCAACGGCUCAGUCCCAAGCAUCAGAUUUGAUGAGUCACACACAGAGCUCACACCUCCGUCUUCGCAUGAUACAUACUCGCGAUCUAGCCGCCACCGCUCAACCAACUCCCUUUGCCGUCGCCGCCGAAGCACCCACCAUCGUGACCAAGACUGGCUGGAGGGAUUCGAGUUCGACUCGGAUAUUGAUAUGCCUCAUGAUGAGCCUCUUGUGAUUAGACCGCCUAGCACGCAGACAUCGUUUAGCGAGGCUGACAGCACGACUGACCCGUGGAACGCGGUGUGCGUGGUCGGGCUACGGGUGUACUCAAAGGACGAGAGAUUGUCUCUCGAGGUGGUCCGUCCUAUUCCUGACACUGAAACCGAGGCUGCGCUCGACAUCGAUGACCCGGCUCUUAGUGCAACAUCUGAAAAGGGAUCGCGGCUGUUCGCGAUGCAGUUUGAAUAA
This is a messenger RNA of Aspergillus mulundensis, 2508 nucleotides long. RefSeq names its product calpain-like protein. Gene Ontology annotation, cellular component: cytoplasm. The coding region runs from base 1 to 2508 and encodes 835 amino acids. Gene Ontology annotation, molecular function: calcium-dependent cysteine-type endopeptidase activity. NCBI's taxonomy places the organism in Eukaryota, Fungi, Ascomycota, Eurotiomycetes, Eurotiales, Aspergillaceae. The transcript is spliced from 7 exons. Gene Ontology annotation, biological process: proteolysis. The record is from RefSeq and is a predicted model, not a curated record.